This is a messenger RNA of Telopea speciosissima, 2655 nucleotides long. RefSeq names its product probable apyrase 7. Gene Ontology annotation, biological process: nucleoside diphosphate catabolic process. The coding region runs from base 195 to 2459 and encodes 754 amino acids. Lineage: Eukaryota; Viridiplantae; Streptophyta; Magnoliopsida; Proteales; Proteaceae. Gene Ontology annotation, cellular component: membrane. Gene Ontology annotation, molecular function: nucleoside diphosphate phosphatase activity. The record is from RefSeq and is a predicted model, not a curated record. The transcript is spliced from 4 exons.
UACCCUUUAGCCACUGCAAACUUACCAUUCAGUUUUACGAAGCAUCUGCAGCUCAAGACAGAAAGUUGGAAGGAUCGGUCCAUAAGGCCAUCCAAGAGGGAGCAUUGAUCCACUGAUCCUUGCUAUGUUGAAGGUUAUCAUUACCUGACCCAACUGAUGGAAGGAUCACCCUGCAUCUAAAGCAGGUCUGUCAUAUGGCAUCCUCACGUUCUGUGUCUGGAUCAUCAGCAUCUUCUGGACUAUUGCCCCCUGUGGGUUCAGUUUCAGGUUAUAGUACAGUCCAUCCUGGACAAAAGAACAACUUGCGAAACUCAUCAUCGCUUCAAGAUUUCUCAACGUUCCGUGGACUUGAUCCAGAAGAAAAUGAUCUUGAUCUUAUACUAAACAGGACUGCAUCCCGUGCAAAAGUGCCUCAUCCCUUACAGAGAGAGAAGGCUGGAGCAAGUUUCUCAAAGGAGAAAAACUUGCCAGGAAUACCAUUUUUAUGGAAGAAAUGGGUUCGAAGAAUCAUGGCACUCAUUUGCUUACUAAUCUUAUUUUUCUUGAUCUACUUGUGUGCAAAAUAUUUAAGUACUUAUUGGUCUCAAGAAGCAUCAAAAUUUUAUGUGGUACUUGAUUGUGGAAGUACGGGAACUCGUGUUUAUGUAUAUAAAUCAUCUAUUGAUCACAAAAAAGAUGGCAGUCUUCCUAUUAUCUUGAGAUCAUUACCAGAAGGGACUGAAAGAAAAUCUAUUGCACGGUCUGGGCGUGCUUAUCUUCGAAUGGAAACUGAGCCUGGGUUUGACAAACUCGUGCAAAAUACAUCUGGGUUGAAGGCAGUGAUGAAACCUCUCCUUCAGUGGGCAGAGGAGAAAAUCCCCAAGCAAUCUCAUAAGAGUACCUCACUCUUCCUUUUUGCCACAGCUGGGGUUCGUAGACUUCCAAGUAAUGAUUCCACAUGGCUUCUUGAUAAUGCUUGGUCAAUAUUGAGGAAUUCUUCAUUUUCGUGCCGUAGGGACUGGGUUAGGGUUAUCUCAGGCAUGGAGGAAGCUUAUUAUGGAUGGAUAGCUCUUAAUUAUCACAUGGGUAUGCUGGGUUCAGAACCAGCAAAAGCGACAUUUGGUGCACUUGAUUUGGGUGGUUCAUCAUUGCAGGUUACUUUUGAGACCGAGGAACAGGUAAAAGGUGAGACUGGUUUAAAGUUAAAUAUUGGAACCGUUAGUCAUCAGCUCAGUGCCUAUUCUUUGUCGGGUUAUGGUUUGAAUGAUGCCUUUGAUAAAUCUGUGGUGUAUCUUCUCAAGAAGCUUCCAGGAAUCAGUAAUGCUGAUCUAAUUAAUGGAAAGAUUGAACUUAAACAUCCAUGCUUGCAGAGUGGGUACAUGGAAAAGUAUAUCUGUUCUCAGUGUGCUUCACUAAACCAAGAAAGUGAGAGCCCUUUGAUGGUAGGAAGAAAUAUUGGUAAAAGAGGAAAACCUGGAAUAGCUGUCCGCCUUGUUGGUGCUCCACAGUGGGAAGAAUGCAGCAUGCUUGCAAAAGUGGCGGUUAAUUUGUCUGAAUGGUCAGAUUCAAAUCCAGGAAUUGAUUGUGAGCUGCAACCUUGUGCCCUGAGUGAUAGCUUACCUCGUCCCCAUGGGAAGUUUUAUGCGAUGUCUGGCUUCUAUGUGGUGUUUCGGUUUUUUAACUUGUCCUCAGAAGAUACACUUGAUGAUGUAUUGGAGAAUGGUCGGGAAUUCUGUGAAAAAACUUGGGAUGUUGCAAGGAAUAGUGUGGUACCACAGCCAUUUAUAGAACAAUACUGCUUUAGGGCACCUUAUAUUGUAUCGCUGUUGAGAGAGGGAUUACACUUAACAGAUAGCCAGGUGCUUAUUGGUUCUGGUAGUAUUACUUGGACACUUGGGGUUGCUCUUUUGGAAGCUGGGGGGUCGUUAUCAACUCGAAUGGCACUUCAGAGCUAUAGAAUACUCCAGAUGAAGAUGAGCCCAAUCCUUCUAAUUGUUCUGGUGAUUGUGUCGCUGGUACUUCUAGCCUGUGCCUUAUCAUGCACUGGCAAUUGGAUGCCAAGAUUUUUCCGUAAGCCCUAUCUCCCAUUAUUUAGGCAUAACAGUGCAACUGCGACCUCUGUUCGCAAUAUUUCUUCACCGUUCCGGUUCCAGCGCUGGAGUCCUAUCAAUACUGGAGAUGGGAGGGUAAAGAUGCCACUGAGUCCUACCAUUGCUCAUUCUCAGCAAAAACCGUUCAGUAUGGACCACAGUUUGGGAGAGCACAGCAUUCAGCUCAUUGAGUAUUCAUUACAUCCGACAACCAGUAGUGUCUCACAUAGUUACUCCUCUGGUAGCUUGGGGCAGAUGCAGUCUGAUAAUGGUGGGGUGGGUUCCUUCUGGGCCCCUCACAGAAGUCAGAUGCGUCUUCAAAGCCGGAGAUCACAGUCCAGAGAAGACCUCAAUUCUUCACUGGCUGAGUCACACAUAGCGAAGGUCUAGAACAUGCUCCCUGAGAAACUGGGGUACGAGGACUUGUUUCUUUUCAAAUUUGUAUUUAAGUAUAGAGUAGGAGUUCAUGGUUCUCCAUGUAAACAUUUUUCCUUGCCUAUUCGAAUCAAUCAUUCUUUUUGUAUCAUAGAGAGCCAACAAUAGCUUUGUAGUAGAUUGACAUAAAUAAUAUAACUUUUUGGCCAUA